AUGGGUAGAGGUCGAGGAAAAGGGAAGAAACAAUCUGCUAUUGUUGAGGAUCUUGUAAGCGACGAAGAGGAUAAAGUACAAGCUCACAGGAAAAGAGGAAGACCGUUAAAACCGGUCAUGGAUGAAAAUGAAAACGAAGACAUUGUUGAAGUAACUGAGAAGAUCGAAAAAGGUGAGGAGAAUGUAAAUGGCAAUGUUUCCAACAAUGAUUUGAAAACCGAGGUUAUCACCGUGAAUAAAAGGAAAAGGAAGAGGUCUUCACAGGUUAAAGAAAAGAUAGAACCAAUGAAAGAGGAGAACGGCGUCCGAGCAAAGUCUAGCCCUACCGAUUCAGUGAAGUCUACUGGAUUCCGACAAAAUGGAAGCAGGCGUAAAAGCAAGCCUCGCCGCGCCGCCGAAGCUGGCGUAGAUUGCAAGUGA
Messenger RNA from Lathyrus sativus (Indian pea), 420 nucleotides. The record is from the annotation of a GenBank genome assembly. NCBI's taxonomy places the organism in Eukaryota, Viridiplantae, Streptophyta, Magnoliopsida, Fabales, Fabaceae.